GUUGCUUUGUAGGCAUGGCACCUGCUAAGAAACGUGCAGUAAAGGGGAAAGAAAAGGAAAAAGUUCCAACACCUAAGCAAGAGAAAGAUGGUGCAGUAAAGGGGAAAGAAAAAGAAAAAGUUGCAACACCUAAGCGAGAGAAAGAUGGUGCUUCUCCUGUGCCUGGAAAGCCGGAUAAGAGGCAUCGUAGUAAUACUAAUCGUAUUCUUGGCAUCAUGGAAGCUGACAGUACAAGUGAAGAAAAACUGCAGAUGCUUGAUCCUCUGGGUUUUAGGGGUGUGUCGAGGGUUAAGCUUACGAGACUCCCGGAUAAUUUUAUUGAAUGGCUUUGCAAAAGCUUUGAUGUGAGUUCAAGGUCUUUCCCGCUGCUACGGUCAGGGAAGUUUAGAAUUGGAGAGGCAGAUGUGGAGAGAGUCUAUGGUUUGCCGCGUGGACCGUAUGUUGUUAAGCUGGAUAUGUUCAGUGCAGCCCAGAGGCACAGGUGGGGAAUUGAGUUAGGGCUUUCCAAUACUAAGAAAGGAAAGGCGUCAUUGGCAAAUGUUAAACUGGCAUUGGAAGAGGAGAGGGACAAUAAGAAGUGGAGGGAUCUUUUUGUACUGUAUGCAAUGGAGGCAGUUCUGUGUCCCAGUGGAAAUUUGAAGAUUAACCUCUCCUAUGCUGGUUUUUUGCAAGAUGAAAUGGUUGCUGACUUCACCCAAUAUAAUUGGUGUAAGCAUGUGGCUGACCAUUUUAAUGACAGUAUGGUUGAAGUGGUUCAAUCAAAGUCAAAGUUCCCUGGUGACGUUCAUCUUCUUUUUAUUUCGAUUCUUGACCGUGUGAAGAACCCCCCUGAGCUGCCCAUACCGACCUGUAAGCAUAGGUCGUACAAAGUCGCAAGUGCUGCUUUUCAAGUACUGAUGGACGAAGGUCAUCUCAAUAUUGGUCAUCGAGAUGUAGUGAUGGAAGAAGAAGCAACCUCCAGUCAACCAAUGGGACGAGAACGUGUGCUGGGUUCAAAGAGGAAAAGGCCGGUAGAUGAUCUUGAUAUGGUGAGGGAAGGGGAUCUUCCGAAGCUUCCCCAUCUUGACCUCAACUUGGAUGGUGUUCAUUCGGUUGAAGAAGCAUAUCAGUUGAAGAAUGACAUGGAAAGUUAUAAGAGGGCUUUGUUGAGGAUGGCUGCUCAUUACAGUUCGAGCAUUGAACAAGUUGAUGAUCAUAUAAAGAUGCUGGAGGGGCAGCAACCAGAGGAUAGUCCUGAAGAUAAUGUCGAUUUCACUGAUAGAGUUGAUGAUGUUUCUGUUGCUAAGGGAACCAAUGAUGUCGGUCGCAAUGCAUCUGCUGCCAAUGCUGAUGAUGAGACUGGUGCUAACAGUCCAAAGUCCCCGGGUCUUGAUGAUUUGUCAAUGGAGAUGGAUAAGGAUGGUGCUGGUAGUGUUGAUGUUGUGGUGCCAGAUGUUGGUCACAAUGAUCCUGCUGGCACUGCUAAUGAUGAUACCUCUCCUAAGGGAGUGUUAGAUUCGGAGGGACUUGAUGAUCAUCUUGAUAAUCUGACAAUGGAGAUGACACAAAAAAGUGUUGAUUCUGAGAAUGCUAAGAAGGUGAUGGAGAUGGACAGCUGUGAGGAAAAGGGACAAGGUGAUGAUGGAGAUGACAAUGUUGAUGCUGCUAAGUUGGAUAACUUGGUUGAGAAGGUCGUAAAGUCUGCUAUGGGGGAUGUUUGUGAAGAUGUGGUGGUUGAUGAGAAAAGGAAAGAAGCUGAUGCCGGUGAGGUGCUUGAGGGUGGUGAUGGUCGUGGAGAUUUAACAUUGAGUCAGCUAGUUAGGGAGGGAAAGGUAAUUUGUUAUACAAAGAAAAAAUUUAAAGUGAAGAAUGCAGGAAGCUCAUCCGGUGUUGAUAUUGAUGUGUUGAAGGGUGCUGUGUUGCGAUAUGCAAGGGAUUCGAAUAACUUGAAGGAAAUCCUUUUCAGUCGCGUUGAUGGAUUCGAUUGCUUGUAUAGAAAGGACACAGAGACUUUGGCACAUGGGAAAUGUGUGAGUGUGGAUGUUAUUGACUGCUAUGCUGCCUAUCUGAAUCGGGAGCAAGUGAGAAGAGGGCAACUGAAAAGAUGGGUGUUCUAUUCAGGGCUGGCGCAAAGAGUGCAGGGGAUAGUGAAGAACGAAGGACCACUGCCUAAUUUUUUUGAAGAGACUGAUGAAAUUAUUACAAGUUGCAAGUGGAUACCAGAUGGUUUGGAUUUCUCACAAUGUGAUUAUUGGAUGUUCCCCCACUGUUCUGAUGACCACUACAGGAUGUAUGUAGUGAAUCUGAAGAACAAACGGUAUGAUUAUCUUGACAGCCUUUACCCUGACGACCUUGAUUCCAAGUUUCGUGCUGUUGCGGAUAUGGUGGUCCGCUAUGCCACAGAAUACAUUCCUGCCUGCAGAAAAGAGCCCUUCAAAUUUGAAGAAUUCAAGUGGGUUAGACAGCGAGGGGUGAGACAACGUGGUGGGAUUGACUGUGGUGUUUUUACUAUGAAUUUUGCUGAGUUUUGGGAUGGCAAACUGCAUCCAGCUAUGAGGAAUUGGCAAAGACAAAUCAAUCAGAGGCGGGAUGAGAUCACAUUAACAUUGCUGCUGAACAAGGAGAACAGUGUACUUGAA
Molecule: messenger RNA, 2618 nt
Organism: Linum tenue
Lineage: Eukaryota; Viridiplantae; Streptophyta; Magnoliopsida; Malpighiales; Linaceae
Source: the annotation of a GenBank genome assembly